Salmo salar (Atlantic salmon) is the source of this 4746-nucleotide messenger RNA. RefSeq names its product SEL1L adaptor subunit of SYVN1 ubiquitin ligase (gene sel1l). The record is from RefSeq and is a predicted model, not a curated record. Gene Ontology annotation, molecular function: protein binding. Gene Ontology annotation, cellular component: endoplasmic reticulum membrane. Lineage: Eukaryota; Metazoa; Chordata; Actinopteri; Salmoniformes; Salmonidae. Gene Ontology annotation, biological process: ERAD pathway.
AGGGAUUAGGAAGUGGUGUUUAAGGGUCAGGGGUUGCUAGCUGUUGUCUUAAACGGCGAACAAUAUUAGCUAAGUACAGCUGAUUGUUGCUAUUUAUUAACAAGCUUCAAAGACCAGGAACACUUACAUAUAACUAGCUGACGAAAUAUUUAUAUCAAAGCCAAUAGGCGUUAACGUUGUAGCUUUUGUUUCGCUAGCAUGUUAACUUUAGCUGUUAGAAAUCAUUCGUUUUUUUAGUUUUUUUUUUAAACUGCACCUUCCUUUCAAUUAUUAUUUAUUUCGUGGGCUUUGUCCUGAUGAAUGUUAGUUAGCGGCGUAUGCACGAGAAGAAUAAUCCUGUAAUUUAAUGUUUAACAUUAGCCACGGAGCUCAUUUUGUUAAUUAGCUGGCUAGCAAUCGUUAGCUUGUUAUCUAAAGGGUCAUUAAAUUCUACGAGGAUGAUUUUGCCUAUGGUGAUUCUCCUAAUAGUUUUCUCACACGGAACAACAGCUGAUGAAGAGCCAGAGGGGAAUAAUGAUCAUACUCCUGAAUUGAAGUCUUACCACGAGCCCAACUCUGAGGAGGAUGAGGUCCCAGUAGGCGCCAGGAUUGUAGCAGGAAUGGUGACUUCCCCCAGGGAGGCCUCGCAUGCCGAGGGAGAGAGAAGACUCGAUGGUGGCGUCCAGGAAGGUGGGCUGGAGGGGGAAGAGAAGGAGGACUUGCCCACUCAACCUCCUCCCGUCGAGGAAAGGCCUAAAGAGGUUCCUGUGGUGAAUGGCGGCACAGCCAAUGGGAACCCCUGUCUCUUCCCCUUCCUCUUCCUGGGGAAGGAGUAUGUGGACUGUACCACCGAUGGACGGGGGGACGACCGCCUGUGGUGCGCCACCACCUACGACUACGACAGGGACAAGAGAUGGGGCUUCUGUGAGACGGAGGAGCAGGUGGAGCAGAGGCAUCUAGCGGAGGAGACCGAAAAGGAGUACCAGGCAGCCCUCCGCAUGAUCAAUGGAACCAACCGGAAGAGCCAGAAGAAAGAGUUGUAUGAGAAGCUAUUGAAGGUUGCCGGCAAGGGCCACCACAAGGCCAUGGAGAAGGUGGCCUAUGCCAUGCUGUUUGGGGACUACAUGGCCCAGAACAUCCCAAAGGCCAAGGAGCUGUUUGAGAAACUGGCCCUGGAGGGCUCCCCCAAAGCUCAGAUGGCACUUGGCUUCUUGUACGCUGCCGGGUUAGGAGUGAACUCCAGUCAAGCAAAGGCGUUGGUUUACUAUACCUUUGGGGCUUUGGGCGGAAACCUGGUGGCUCAUAUGAUUCUGGGAUACCGAUACUGGGGUGGUGUGGGCGUACCCCAGAGCUGCGAAUCAGCACUGACGCACUACAGACUGGUGGCCAAUCACGUGGCCAGUGACGUGUCCCUGACUGGGGGCAGUGCGGUGCAGAGGGUGCGUCUGCUGGAUGAGGUGGAAAAUCCGGGCUCUACCAGCGGAAUGCUGGAGGAAGACCUGAUCCAGUACUACCAAUUCCUGGCUGAGAAGGGAGACAUCCAGGCCCAGGUGGGACUGGGCCAGCUGCAUCUGCACGGUGGUCGGGGGGUGGAGCAGAACCACCAGCGGGCCUACGAUUACUUCAACCAGGCCGCGAAUGCUGGGAACACGCACGCCAUGGCUUUCCUUGGGAAGAUGUACUCGGAGGGCAGUGAGUACUUGUCUCAGAACAAUGAGACGGCCCUGCAGUACUUCAAGAAGGCCUCUGACCUUGGUAACCCUGUUGGGCAGAGUGGGCUGGGCAUGGCGUACCUGUACGGGAGAGGUGUGCCAGUGAAUUACGAGUUGGCACUGAAGUACUUCCAGAAAGCAGCGGAGCAGGGCUGGGUGGAUGGACAGCUUCAGCUGGGCACCAUGUACUACAAUGGCAUCGGGGUGAAGCGUGACUACAAGCAGGCCUUCAAGUUCUUCAAUCUGGCCUCGCAGGCAGGGCACAUUCUGGCAUUCUACAACCUGGCCCAGAUGCACGCCACAGGCACCGGCGUGCUGCGUUCCUGCCACACCGCCGUGGAGCUCUUCAAGAAUGUGUGUGAGCGUGGGCGCUGGUCGGACAGGCUGAUGGCAGCCUACGGCAACUUCAAGGACGGCGACAUGGACGGGGCGCUGGUGCAGUACCUGCUGCUGGCCGAGCAGGGCUACGAGGUGGCGCAGAGCAACGUGGCCUUCAUCCUGGACCAGAUAGAGGAGGCGCAGAUCUUCAACGAGAAUGAGACAUACCCUCGAGCCCUCCUCCAUUGGACCAGAGCAGCAGCACAGGGUUAUACAGUGGCUAGGAUUAAGCUGGGGGACUACCACUUCUACGGGUACGGUACUGACGUGGACUACGAGACCGCUGUCAUCCACUAUAGGCUGGCCUCGGAGCAGCAGCACAGCGCUCAAGCCAUGUUCAACUUGGGUUACAUGCACGAGAAAGGCCUGGGCAUCAAACAGGAUAUCCACCUGGCCAAGCGUUUCUACGACAUGGCUGCCGAGGCUAGUCCCGAAGCCCAGGUGCCUGUCUUCCUGGCUCUGUGUAAAUUGGGCCUGGUCUACACCCUGCAAUACCUGCACGACCUCAACAUGAGUGAGGUGGUCAGUCAGGUGGACCUGGACCAGCUCCUGGGCCCUGAGUGGGACCUCUACCUAAUGACGGUAAUCGCCCUGCUGCUAGGCACCGUCAUCGCCUACCGCCAGAGACAACACCAGGCAAUGCCCCCUCCUCCCCCAGCCAGGCCUCCUCAGGAGCAGGCCCAACCUGAGGCCCAGGCCCAACCUGAGGCCCAGGCCCAACCUGAGGCCCAGGCCCAGCCCCAGGCCGAAGAGGCACAGCAGUGAGCGAUAGAGAUGGAGUGGGAAGAGAGGAAGGGAAGGCGAUAUCACGACCCAUACCCUCUAACUCUUCUCUGGGGGGUUGGUGGGUAAAGGCAGACUAACUUGCUCCCAUCUUGGGCACCACCUUUUCCCUCCUGACUCCGGCAUGUUGACCACAGACUGUAGGCUACUGAAUAGGCCAGACUCGCCCUACUUAACUCUCCGUCUCUGUCAAUGCUCUCAGACCUCCCAAGUUGAAGAAUGAAGAAAGGAAUCGGUGAGGGGGCAGUGGAGCAGGUUGAUGGACAAGGCCAAUGAAUAGAGGCUGUAGAAAAGACAGUAUAGACUCUCAACCUCUUAGUGUGUGACUCAGGGUACCGGCAGCAGAAUCACUUCUCAGAAGUAGCCACGUGGGGCGAUCGAGGCAUCUUCUUAAUUAUCAUCCGAUCUGCGAAUGAAACGGUCUUGUUUUGUGGGCUCUAGUAGUGAUUGGGCUUUGGAAACAAUGGCCAGAUUUUUUUUCUGCUUUUCCUUUUCAGAUUUUACGUACGAGUUUAAGGUUACGAAUUAAGAUUCCAGAUGUCUACAUAAACCUUGCAAUACCAACAUAUUCGUCAGGUGGCAGCAAUCAGAACUGGGCAUGUGAAGUCAUCUUCAUCUCCUUGUCUUUAGCAAAAUGUUUUCACAAAGAAGUUUUUGUUAAGAACACAUUUUGUAAGCAUGUUCUGUUCAUAAACAGUGAUUCUUUAUCGAGCUAGUUUUUUCUAGCAUGCUUUUGUCAGCACAUUUGCUUGAUUGGCGAGUGUUAAAGCGUUUUGUGUGCAAAUAUUUCUUUAGCUAACAUGCAUUGUUUGUCUUUCAAUGCAGACGUCUUCAGGAUUUAUUUUGUUAGCGAAUAUGCUUUGUUAGCACAUAUGUUAAACUAAGGAAGUAAACAUAAACCUGUCAUUUAUUUGAAGUCCAGUUCAAAACCUUUCACUACGUAGCUGAGCGUUGGUCAACUUACUUGUUUAAGUGGACCAAGUAAUGAAAUAUAUUGUUGUCAGUCAUUUCAGCUUUGCUAUGCUAUAGUCAAGCAUCAGAAUGAAGGAUAAAGAAUCCUUUGCUACCCCUUCACUAGCUCCCCCAUUUCCUUCCUCAGUGCAGCGCAUGAUUCUGUGUCUCAGGUAAGGUUUGAUUCUUGAGAUAUUAUCCAUAUAGCCUAAUACGGAUAAUAUCCUUGAGAUAAUAUUAUAGGGAUAUUGUAGAAUGCUUAUCCCCACCGUAGGUGCUCCCUUACACCAAAAUCCUGAGUGAAUGCAUUGUUCCAUCUACUAGUAAUUGGUAGUUUGUGGCACCAUGGUUAAUUUUCUCCUGUUUAAACUGUUUGAUUUGAUAAGUUGAACUGCAACAGGAAGAGAGAUGGCGGCCUUUUUGUCAAGACUCAUUAGAAGAAAGCAGUGACUUUUUCAGACUAUUUGACUUUGUUAGACGUGGUUCCACUCAGGGUCAUAAUCGGGGUGUGACUAUAGGCCACACCCCCUCACCAAUAGAGCAGGUCGUUGCUUCUCCAGCUUCUGCUUGCCUCGGCUCAGGCUUUAAGUUGUCAAGAUCGCAGCAAUCACCUCGCUUAUGUAGUGGCGUCACAUAAGCUGAUUUCCGCACUUUAGGAAGAUUUCCUGAUAAGUGUUAAAUUAAAGUUGUGGGUUAUUGAGCCAACAAUGAGGGACGCUGUACACUUGAGCAGACCUGGAUCCAAAUAGUGGGCUCUUGUAUAAUUCUUCAUGUCUAAUGUCAACAACACAUCAAGGACUUCAUUGUCUGUCAAUUGUCGAAAGGAAAAACCCUGACUGACGUUUUUCAAAAUGAUUCUGUAAAAUUCCCCCAUUAACAUCCAGUACAUUGUCACAGUGAGAGAGACCGAGAACCUGCAGAAAUAAAAUUGUGGUUAAAUUCA